Messenger RNA from Xenia sp. Carnegie-2017, 2564 nucleotides. Its product is annotated as mRNA-capping enzyme-like. Bases 408 to 2141 code for a protein of 577 amino acids. Gene Ontology annotation, biological process: 7-methylguanosine mRNA capping; protein dephosphorylation. Gene Ontology annotation, molecular function: protein tyrosine/serine/threonine phosphatase activity; ATP binding; mRNA 5'-triphosphate monophosphatase activity. NCBI's taxonomy places the organism in Eukaryota, Metazoa, Cnidaria, Anthozoa, Malacalcyonacea, Xeniidae. The record is from RefSeq and is a predicted model, not a curated record. The transcript is spliced from 17 exons.
UGCAUAAAAAUGUCGUAAUUUUUUGCGACAUGUUCUAUAAUUCGUGGAUUGAGGUAGAAGAAAUACUUGAAAAAGCAACUUCCAACAGUGAAACAAACUAUGUAACUGUAAUAAGUACUCUUUACUGAUAGGAUUAUAUUACUACUUUGUAUUCUAACAUUGGUAAAUACGAUGGUAUAUCCCUGCCUUUGGGAUAUAGGGCUUUACUUGUGGUUAUAAGGGAGAGUGCCUUCACCUUGACACCUGAAUGUCCACCCACCACUGGGACCGACUAUUUUGAUGGCUCCUAUCUUUAGUCGUGAUGUCGUGAUAAGUAUUAAAUUAUGUAAAUAAAACAAAAUGGCGUAUUAUUUGAGAAGUAGAGAACAACAGCAAAAUUCAUUUCUAGACUAAUUUAACGUUUCAUUAUGCAAAUACCUCCUCGAUGGUUAAAUUGUCCUAGGAAAAGCAAUUUGAUUGCAGAUCGAUUUCUUGCAUUCAAGACCUUUCUUGAUUCUCGAUAUGAUGAGCAAGUUCCUGAAGAAAACCGAUGGCAGCUUCCUAUGUUGUUGGGCUAUUUGACUAGGUACAAGAAAACUCUUGGCUUGGUGAUAGACUUGACCAACACAUCAAGAUUUUACAACAAAAAUGAAUUGGAGGUUGCUGGGAUACAAUAUAUCAAGAUAAACUGCAAAGGACGAUCUGAAACACCAACAGUAGAGCAGGCGGAUGGCUUCAUUAGACAAUGCUCCAAAUUUUGGCAUGAGUUCCCUGACAAAAUCAUAGGUGUACAUUGUACCCAUGGGUUCAAUAGAACAGGUUUUUUGAUCAUAGCAUAUCUGGUACAAGUCAUGGAAUGGAGUUUAGAAGCUGCUAAUCAUGCUUUCGUGCAGAGUCGACCUUCUGGAAUAUACAAACAACAUUACCUGGAUGACUUGUGUAAACGAUAUGACGAGAGUGAAAAAUUGAAAGCUCCGCACUUACCUGAUUGGUGCUUGGAUGAGGAAGAAGGAAGUGAUAACGAGGGUGAAAAUGGUACCUAUGACAAUAGAGGUUUGCAUGAAGGAACUAGAGCUAAGAGACCUCGAAGAGAAUUCAAGACUGGAGAUCCUAAAUUUAUGGAUGGCGUUUCGGGGAUAACAGUCGCGCAACAACCAGUUUUUGGUGAUAUUCAGCGAACAGUUCAGAAUAUAUGUGGAUGGGAUAGAGGUGGUUUUCCUGGUAGUCAACCAGUUUCUAUGGAUGUAAAUAACAUUAGAUUCUUAAACGAGAAACUUUAUCGAGUCACUUGGAAGGCAGAUGGAGUAAGGUACAUGAUGUAUAUUAAAGGAAGACAUGAAAUCUAUUUGAUAGAUAGAGAUAAUGCUGUUUUCAAGGCACCUCAACUUACUUUUCCUCAAAGGAAAUCGCCUCAUGCUCACGUUGUUGACACUUUACUUGAUGGUGAGCUGGUUCUUGACAAAAAUGAGGGGGUGUUGACUCCCAGAUAUCUUAUAUACGACAUAGUUCGCUUUCAGAGUCAAGAGUUGUGUAAAAUGUCUCACGAUAUCAGAAUGAAAUGUAUCGAUAUUGAUAUUGUUCAGCCGAGGCACAAAGCUGUUCAAAAUGGUGUUUUGGACAAGACGAAAGAGCCUUUCAGUGUUCGUAGUAAACAGUUCUUUCCUGUGGAAAAAGCAGAAUGGAUUCUGAAAGAAUUUUCGCCUAAACUGACACACGAAACUGAUGGUUUAGUUUUCAAUGCUGUUAAUGAGGAAUACAUCCCUGGUCAAUGUCCGACUCUGUUGAAAUGGAAACCACAUACUUUAAAUUCUGUAGAUUUUCAACUUCACAUUACCACAGUUCAAAAAGAAGGUUGUUUGAAAGAGAAAGUUGGUGCGUUAAGGGUCGGUGGUUUUGAUCAACCUGUUGGCAUUAUUAAAGUAACUAAUGAAUUGAAAAAACUGGACAAAAAAAUCAUUGAGUGUACUUUUGACGGUAAAAAUUGGAUAUUCAUGCGACAUCGCGAGGACAAGAGCUUUCCAAACAGCUACGCAACUGCUCAGAGUGUUUGUGAAAGCAUCAAAACGCCAGUAACAGAGCAAUGGUUGCUUGAAGUGAUUCAUAAACACAGAUAUCGACCUGAAAGUCAUUCUCAUCGCCAUAACAACACAGAAACGAGAUAAGAUAUCUUUUUUAUUGUAGUAUAUUAAUUUACUCUCAUCUGAUAUGCAUGCCAGCAUGGAAAAGCUACUAUAUAUAAACUUGUAUAGUGAGCAUUCACAAAGAUCGAGCAGAGAUUUUUCUGCCGAUCAAAGCCAAAAACUCGCGUUGACAUCAUAAUUCAAGACUUAAUUGCAUAUUUGAUUUCAUGUCGCGAAUUGUUGUUCCUGUACAUCAACUUGAUGGCUUUUUCGGUCUCUUUUAGAGAGUUUUGGCAAUAAAUAACAAUAACUUUUAGUGAAUAGAACUUUUAAGGACUUCGGUAAUCUUGUUUACAGUUUUUGCUGUUUUUCACCAGCAGUUUUCUUUCGCAAAAUAUCUCGAAGUAAAAUCAUGUAAAUAGCAAAUAGAAAUAAAUCGCCUUGAUUGAUUGUUUAUAUAAAAAA